GCCAGUUGCAGCGGGCGAAGCAAAUAACGGGAAUAAUUUAAUGCGGCUUGGGGUGCACGCGAGCAGGUCAAUCCUCGCACUCCACCUCCUGCCCGCCUCCGCAGCCGCAUCCGUAGCCAUGCUGGAUCCACCGCCCCACCACCGGUAGCUGCGGCGGCGCCGGAGGGAUGAAGAACUUCCUCAGGAAGCUGCACAUCGGCGACUCAGCCGGCGGCGACGGCGCCUCGUCGCUGUCGGCACCUCCCCCGCCGCCGACGAAGAAGGGCGGCGGCGGCGGGGGCGAGCACAAGCACGCCUCCGGGUUGUCGGGCUGGCUAAGCUCCGUGACUGGGCGGCCGCACGCGCCGCCGCCCCUCCCGGCGCCUGCUGCUGCUGCGACGGCGGCAGAGGUGGAGGCGGAGGAGAACGCGUUGGCGACUGCGCUGGCUUCGUCGGUUGAGGAGAGGAGGGCUGCCCGGGAGGAGGAGUCCCGGAAGGAGGCGGAGGACGAGAGGAAGCGGGAGGUGGAGAUGGAGAAGAAGGAGAAGCGGGAGGCGGAGCUGGAGGACUACCACAUGCAGCUAGCGCUCGAGAUGAGCGUGCGGGAGGACCCCGAGGCGAUGCAGAUCGAGGUGGCCAAGCAGAUCAGCCUCGGCUCCUGCCCGCUCCAGAGCUCCCCCGCGGAGGUCGUCGCCUUCCGAUACUGGAGUUUCAAUGCCCUUAGCUACGACGACAAAAUUUUGGAUGGUUUCUAUGACCUUUGUGCAACUGGGGAUGAGCCGACAUUAUCGGCCAUGCCAACAUUAUCGACCAUACCCUCUCUGAUGGAACUGCAAGCGCUGCCUUUUUCACAUGGAGCCAAAACCGAAGCUGUAUUGGUCAACAGAACACUAGACUCUGAGCUUGUAGCACUGGAGCAGAAGGCAUUUAUCAUGAGUGUGGAAUUUCGCUCGAAAAAUUCAGAGUUUGUUGGCCGCACUUUGGUUCAGACUCUAGCUAAUUUAGUUUCCAACUAUAUGGGUGGACCAGUGGUUGAUCCAGAAAGCAUGCUGUUGAAGUACCGGAAUAUGACCAGUGCAUUGAGAGCUGAUAUAAGAAGUGCAGUUAUACCUCUUGGGCGGCUAAAAGUUGGUUUGGCUCGGCACCGUGCACUGCUUUUUAAGGUGUUGGCAGACAGCCUUGCUGUUCCUUGUCGACUAGUUAAAGGAAGGCAGUACACUGGAUCAGAUGAUGGAGCUUUGAACAUUGUGAAAUUUAAUGAUGGAAGGGAAUGCAUUGUCGAUCUCAUGGUAGAUCCUGGUACUCUGAUUCCAUCAGAUGGUGCCGACCUGGGUAGAGAAGUGGAAGACAGUUUAUUCGUUGAUGAUCAACAUGACAGCGACACUCAGUUGGUUUAUUCUUUCAGUGAAGCUUCAAGUUCCAUUCACGGUUCAUUUGAAAAUGAAUCGCUUGAAAAAGGAUUCACACCUAGAAAUGCUGGGCAUUCUGGUCCAUAUGGAGCAACAAAUGCCCAGACUGAUAAUGACGUAUCUGGGUCUGGGGUAUCAAGUUCAUUUGAGGAACUAUCAAUUUCCACAUAUGCAAGUGAAAAUGUGCCUAUUAUUCAUGAAUCUAGUGCAGAUCAUAUCAUGACUUCAAAAAGCAAAGAUAAGUCGAUCACAUCAAAUAAUUCGUCAUCAAGUUCGCCUCCAUCUUCUGAGAUGGGCAGUACUCCAGCUGUACGGAGGAAGAAAGUGAAAGAUGUCUCAGAGUAUAUGAUUAGUGCUGCAAAGGAGAACCCCCAGUUGGCAGAAAAGAUCCAUGCUGUAUUACUUGAAAGUGGAGUUGUGCCACCACCUGACUUGUUUUCAGAAGAAUCAAAGGAACAACCAAAAGACCUGAUUGUUUACGACACAUCUGUAUUUCAAACGAAAGAUGAAAUGAUAAGGACAAUGAAUGAGCUUGAAUCCACAGCACACGACUGUUCUGGUGGCCAUGGUCCUCCAAUGCCACAUCAUCCUGGACAUGAGCUCAAGAUUGUUCCUUAUCGGACGCCUCUUGACCUUAAGCCUGUCCAGGGAUUGGGUGUUUACCAUCCAUUUGAUUCCCGGGAUAAUGCUGCUCCCUCUGUACCUCUGUCUGAACCAUCUGCACCUCCCCAGGAAAAUCCAUUACAACUUAUAAAGCAAAUGCCUGUUACAGCUGCUGCUGUUGCAACAGCUGCCGUGGUCGCGUCUUCAAUGGUCGUUGCUGCAGCUAAAUCUAACAGCGAUAUCAAACUAGAUGUGCCAGUUGCAGCUGCAGCCACUGCUGCUGCAGUUGUCGCUACUACUGCUGCUGUUAACAAGCAAUAUGAAUAUCUUGAUCCUGGUUGUCAAUUGCUUUGCUUGCCAAGUUCAUCAACCAAAUCAAUCCAAAAAGGUAAACAUGACUUGUUGGAAAACGAUCAGCUGGAUAAUGCCGUCGAGCAUGAAAAGGAUUCGGUUCAAGCACCUCAGGAAGCUGAGCGAGUUUCUGAUAGGUCAACUGGGACAGAGAGUGCAAGAUCUGAAAUUGCUCUGGAUGAUGUUGCAGAAUUUGAAAUCCAAUGGGAAGAUCUUACUCUUGGAGAACGUGUUGGGCUGGGAUCUUUUGGAGAAGUAUACAGAGGUGAAUGGCAUGGAACAGAAGUCGCGGUCAAGAAAUUCUUGCAACAAGAUAUUUCAAGUGAUGCUCUUGAAGAAUUUAGAACUGAGGUGGGAAUAAUGAGAAGAUUGCGUCAUCCUAAUGUUGUUCUUUUCAUGGGGGCUGUCACUCGUGUACCUCAUCUAUCCAUCGUGACUGAAUUUCUUCCAAGAGGUAGCUUAUUUCGGUUGAUCCAUCGGCCCAAUAACCAGUUGGAUGAAAGAAGGCGUCUAAGGAUGGCACUUGAUGUGGCCCGUGGCAUGAAUUAUUUACACAAUUGCACCCCUGUCAUAGUUCACCGAGAUUUGAAGUCUCCAAAUCUACUUGUUGACAAAAAUUGGGUUGUGAAGGUUUGUGAUUUUGGUUUAUCACGUAUAAAGCAUAAUACCUUCCUCUCCUCAAGAUCCACAGCCGGAACAGCGGAGUGGAUGGCACCAGAAGUACUUCGAAAUGAACCAUCAGAUGAGAAGUGUGACGUUUUCAGCUAUGGGGUCAUAUUAUGGGAACUUUGUACAUUACUACAGCCAUGGGAAGGUAUGAAUCCCAUGCAGGUUGUUGGAGCUGUUGGUUUUCAGCACCGACGACUUGAUAUUCCAGGCAGUGUGGAUCCUGCUGUAGCAGAGAUAAUCAAGAGAUGCUGGCAGACGGAUCCAAGGUUGCGGCCAUCAUUUUCAGAGAUCAUGGCUGCUUUGAGACCAUUAUUGAAAAACACGCCUGCUAACCAACCUACCAGAAAGCGGACACAGCAAACAGAUGAUUAAGAAUAUGGUGUACGUCAAAUGCAUAUCUGAUGAAAAAACAGGCGAAAUGUUGGUCCCUUUGGCCUCAAAAUACACAAUUAGGUUCUCCAUUGAAGCCAGAGGAGUCUAUCCAUCUGCCAAAAGCCAACCCAAAUAACACAGUUCAAUCGAACAAAAAGAAAACAAAGGGGGAAACGAAGUUGGUGAAGUUGACAUGCCAGGUAAACCAGGUCAUAGGCCUUACUUUUGUUAGUCCUCGACCUAAUGGAGUAUUCAUCUUUAAGGACCCAUCAAACUGUAAUGUUCUUCGACAGAAAGGUCAUUUCGCCCUUAGCUUCAAUCUCGAGUCUCACUUGCAGGCCCAUGUGUAUAUCACAUCCCAACAAAUUUGAUGUAAUUGGCAAUUAGAUUACAAAAGAACAUCUGUUGUUUUGCACUUAAAAUCACCAUUCUUGACAGGGGGAAAGCUGCCGAGCCUCUCUUCUUUUAUUCUUUUUCUUUGUGUACAACAAAUGACAUAUUGAGAGUAGGAGUAGACCACUAACUGAGACUCCAGCAAGCUGGUGCAACUGUGCAAGGUUUUAACACAAUGGGUUGUGCCCUGAAUCGAAGAAAAACUCCUGCAUUUCCCUC
Molecule: messenger RNA, 3995 nt
Organism: Panicum hallii
Lineage: Eukaryota; Viridiplantae; Streptophyta; Magnoliopsida; Poales; Poaceae
Product: probable serine/threonine-protein kinase SIS8
Exons: 14
Coding region: 168-3383 (1071 amino acids)
Biological process (GO): protein phosphorylation
Molecular function (GO): protein kinase activity; ATP binding
Source: RefSeq, a predicted model, not a curated record